This is a messenger RNA of Ornithodoros turicata, 2002 nucleotides long. It is a transcript of the gene Etf-QO, whose product is annotated as electron transfer flavoprotein-ubiquinone oxidoreductase, mitochondrial-like. Gene Ontology annotation, biological process: electron transport chain. Bases 69 to 1898 code for a protein of 609 amino acids. The transcript has 14 exons. The record is from RefSeq and is a predicted model, not a curated record. Gene Ontology annotation, cellular component: mitochondrial inner membrane. Gene Ontology annotation, molecular function: electron-transferring-flavoprotein dehydrogenase activity; iron-sulfur cluster binding. Lineage: Eukaryota; Metazoa; Arthropoda; Arachnida; Ixodida; Argasidae.
ACCUGAAGUUCGUACAUUUGUUUUCUCGCGUUUCCUCGUGAGGUCGUUGAUGUCGUUGGUCGAGCAGCAUGGCGACUCGCUUGAGCAGCCGAUCGUCUGCCGUUGUGCAACAACUGCUACGGGGAUCUCCCUGUAGGAGCUGGCGUCGCCAUGCGCAGACCUAUCCCAAGAUCACUACACAUUACACUAUAAUUCCGCGGAAAACUGACCCAAGAUGGAAAGAUGUGGACAUGGAGCGGGUGCAAGAGGAAACCGACGUAGUCAUCGUCGGAGGCGGCCCGGCCGGAUUGUCGGCAGCAAUACGGCUACGACAACUAGCCACAUCACAAGGGAAGGAGCUGCGUGUUUGCCUGGUAGAAAAAGCUUCGCAAAUUGGUGGCCACACGCUAUCAGGGGCGUGCAUUGAGACGGGACCCCUCAACGAACUCAUCCCUGACUGGAAAGAGAAAGGGGCACCGCUCCAUACACCCGUCAAGGAAGAUCGCUUCUAUUUCCUGACGGAAAAAUCCAGAUUGAAGAUCCCCAUCUUCAAAGGGCUUCCCAUGUACAACCACGGCAACUACUUGGUUCGCCUGGGCAACGUCGUUUCCUGGCUCGGGACCCAGGCCGAAGAACUUGGCGUCGAAAUCUACCCAGGGUGUGCGGCGAGCGAAGUGUUGUUCCACGACGAUGGCAGCGUCAAGGGGAUCGCGACCAAUGACAUGGGCAUUGCCAAAGACGGGUCGCCGAAGGAGAGCUUUGAACGGGGGAUGGAGCUGCACGCCAAAUGCACCAUCUUUGCGGAAGGCUGCCACGGGCACCUGGCCAAGCAGCUGUACCAACGGUUCGACCUCCGCAAGAACUGUGCCCCUCAGACGUACGGGAUCGGCCUCAAAGAACUGUGGGAGGUGGACCCAGCCAAGCACUCGCCUGGUCUCGUGGAACACACUGUUGGAUGGCCACUGGACCGGACGACUUACGGCGGAGCAUUCUUGUACCACCUGGAUGAAGGGUCUCCUCUGGUAUCCCUGGGCUUUGUGGUUGGCUUGGACUACAAGAACCCCUACUUGAGUCCGUUCAGGGAAUUUCAACGCUGGAAGACCCAUCCGGCACUGCGCAGCACUCUGGAAGGUGGAACCCGUAUAGCCUACGGGGCACGGGCUCUAAACGAAGGAGGAUUUCAGAGCAUCCCGAAGCUGACUUUUCCCGGCGGCUGCCUCAUUGGCUGCAGUCCCGGAUUCAUGAACGUCCCCAAGAUCAAGGGCACCCACAAUGCCAUGCGUAGCGGCAUGUUGGCCGCAGAGUCUGUCCUGGAAGCGAUCGCGGGCGAUGCCGCCUCUUCCGCAAAAGGUCUGGAACCGACAUCGUACGAAGAGAAGAUUCGUAACAGUCACGUGUGGAAGGAGCUCAAGUCUGUGCGUAACAUCCGGCCCUCGUACCACACUCCCCUGGGCAUCUACGGUUCCAUCAUCUACACGGGACUCUUCUAUUUCGUGUGCCGAGGAAAGGAACCUUGGACCCUGUCCCAUGGAGGGGCCGACUACAAGAAACUCUCCCCCGCAAAAGAGUGUACCCCUAUAGAGUACCCAAAGCCUGACGGAGUGGUGAGCUUUGACUUGUUGUCGUCGGUGGCACUUACGGGGACCAACCACGAGGGAGAUCAGCCACCUCACCUCACGCUCAAAGACGACAAGGUUCCAGUUGACAGGAACCUCGCUGUAUACGAUGGACCAGAGCAGAGGUUCUGUCCAGCAGGUGUGUAUGAGUAUGUCCCCCUGGAGAGUGGAGAUGGCAUGAGAUUGCAGAUCAACGCGCAGAAUUGCAUUCACUGCAAGACCUGCGACAUCAAGGAUCCCAGUCAGAACAUCAACUGGGUUGCACCAGAGGGAGGCGGAGGCCCCGCCUACACGGGCAUGUAAAUAUCUGGGCCACAAAUAGAAGAAAAGGAGUAUUUUUGUAAAAACUACGCUUAGGGUGAAUUAAAUUGUAAAUCGAGUAAUGAAAGUUGUAAACGAGGAAGGUA